Messenger RNA from Conger conger (European conger), 1425 nucleotides. RefSeq names its product zinc finger protein 665-like. The transcript is spliced from 2 exons. Gene Ontology annotation, molecular function: RNA polymerase II cis-regulatory region sequence-specific DNA binding; DNA-binding transcription factor activity, RNA polymerase II-specific. Lineage: Eukaryota; Metazoa; Chordata; Actinopteri; Anguilliformes; Congridae. The record is from RefSeq and is a predicted model, not a curated record. Gene Ontology annotation, biological process: regulation of transcription by RNA polymerase II; central nervous system development. The coding region runs from base 148 to 1296 and encodes 382 amino acids. Gene Ontology annotation, cellular component: nucleus.
CUCCCCACCCCAACACAGGCCCACACAGGCACUGCAGGGGCCCACACCUGCUCCCACUGUGGGAAGAGCUUCAGGCAUAAGUCAAACUUGACUGUACAUCAGCGAAUCCAUACAGGGGAAUGUCCCUAUCAGUGUUCAGAGUGUGGGAUGAGCUUCAGUCAGUCAAAUACUUUGAGAAUACAUCAGAGGACUCAUACGGGAGAGCGCCCAUACCACUGCACCCAGUGUGGGCAGACCUUCAGAUCCAAAUCAUGCCUGACAAGACAUGAUCGAAUCCAUACAGGAGAGCGCCCCUACCCCUGCCCCCAGUGUGGGAAGUGUUUCACAUCAAAAUCACGUCUGAAAACACACCAACCAGUGCAUACUGGGGAGCGCCCAUACCACUGCUCCCACUGUGGGAAGAGCUUCAGAUCCAAAUCAUGCCUGACAAGACAUGAUCGAAUUCAUACAGGAGAGCGCCCCUACCCCUGCCCCCAGUGUGGGAGGAACUUCAGUUGUAAAACUGACCUGUCGGUACACCAGCGAGUUCAUACAGAGGAGCGGCCAUACCACUGCUCCCAGUGUGAGAAGAGCUUUAAAAGUAAAUCUUAUUUGAUGGAACACCAGCAAUGCCAUAUACAGGCGCACCCAAACCAGUGCACCCAGUGUGGGAAGACCUUCAGCUGUAAAGCAUACAUAACAGUACACCAGCGAGUUCAUACUGGGGAACGCCCGUACCACUGCUCCCAGUGUAAGAAGAGCUUUAGAAGUAUAUCUCACUUGAAGGCACACCAGCGGACUCAUACCGGAGAGCGCCCAUACCACUGCCCCCAGUGUGGGAAGAACUUCAGUUGUAAGUCACAUUUGACAAUACACCAGCGAACCCACACAGGAGAGCGCCCGUACCACUGCUCCCAGUGUGGGAAGGGCUUCACGUCCUCUACGCAAUUUAAACAUCAUCAGCGAAUUCACACAGGAGAGCGGCCGUACCAGUGCCCCGUGUGUGGGGAGCAUUUCAAUCAACCCAGCAGCCUGAGGAAACAUCAGAGGACUCACUUAGGAGGACGCCCCUACCGCUGCUCCCAGUGUGGGGAGAGCUGCUCCCAGUGUGGGAAGAGCUGCUCCCAGUGUGGGAAGGGCUGCUCCCAGUGUGGGAAGAGCUGCUCCCAGAGCCACCGGGCGGCCCACCGGGGGAUUCACACAGGGCAGCACCAGCGAGUUCACGCCGCGAGUUACCCCUUCCACUGCUUCCAGUGCGGACAGGGCUUUGGGGAAUCGCAGAGUUUGGUUCUGCACCAGAAAACCUGUGCGAAAUAGUCCCCGCCUCGCACGACCAGGAGCGGAAAGAGCUUCAUUGGUAUAAUGAAAAUCCUACCGUUGCCCUGCAAGCGAUACUAAAACUCUUUGCAUUUGAAUGGAUCUCUGUGGGAAUUUGGGUGGAUCUAG